UUUGACCAGAUCCCAUUUCCAUUCACAUUCACUACAUAAGUAUUAAUGCACAUAUGAAUUAUGAUGAAAUGAAAAUUGUCUUCCCACAAAGACCAAAAGUACAAAAACAUAAAAUCCCAAAUGCCAUUCCAAACAGUCUUCUUCCUUCUUCUUCUUCACUCUCUCUCUCCCCCAUCAGCUGCAGAUUCUUCAUCUUCCUCAGGGCUAUGUCAUCCUGAUGACCAAUCUGCACUCCUUCAAUUCAAGAACAGCUUCUCAGAUCCCAAACCAUUCCCCACUUGGGACCCUAAAUUCCAUUGCUGUGGAUGGUAUGGAGUUGAAUGCAAUGAGACAACUAAUCAUGUCAUUGGCCUUGACAUUGCCACCAGUGAUCUCAAUGGCACCAUCCCCAUUACCCUCCCCAACCUCAAACACCUCCAGCACUUGAGGCUCCACAAGCUCCCCAAUCUUGUCGGCGAAAUCCCGCCCGAAAUCGGACAAUUGCAUCACCUCACUUACCUCGUCAUAAGCUGGACUAAUGUAUCAGGCCCUGUCCCUCAUUUCCUGUCCAACCUCAUCAGCCUCAGGUACCUCGUUCUUUCCUUCAAUUGCCUCUCCGGAUUCAUCCCGCCUUCACUGCCGACACUUCCUUACCUCUAUGCCAUCGAUCUUAGCCGGAAUCAUCUAACAGGGCCAAUCCCCGAGUCGUUCGGUCACUUCCCUGAAUCGGCAGGGCCUCCCGCUCUCGACCUGUCCCACAACAUGCUGUCCGGCGACAUUCCAGCCUCCCUGGCGAAUGUCAACUUCUCCGAAAUCGACAUUUCCAGGAACAGUUUAUCAGGGGAUGCCUCGGUGUUCUUUGGCCUGGGAAAGAUCACCAACACUAUCAUCAUUUCCAGGAACAAUUUCGAGUUUGAUUUCUCAAAGGUCACUUUCAUGGAGGACUUGGACGUGCUGGAUAUCUCCCAUAACAAGAUUUACGGGACCAUCCCUUCUCAGAUCAUCGACGCUGUCUACUUGCAGCAACUGAACGUUUCUUACAACAGACUUUGUGGAAAAAUCCCGACUGGAUGGAAGCUGAGAUAUAGAUCAGAGAUUUGGGACAACUCAUCCUUCUUACAUAAUCGAUGCCUCUGUGGAUUCCCCUUGGAUCCCUGCCAGUGAUCAUAAAUAAUCGAUCAAAUGUACCAAAUUGUAUUGCUUCCUCAAUAAAUUAUUCCUCCAAAUGUUCUUGCUGAGUGAAAAAUGUUGUCUUGUCAAUAAAAAAUCGAUCUUGUCCAAUUAA
Messenger RNA from Andrographis paniculata, 1264 nucleotides. RefSeq names its product polygalacturonase inhibitor-like. Gene Ontology annotation, molecular function: protein binding. The transcript has a single exon. The coding region runs from base 121 to 1143 and encodes 340 amino acids. The record is from RefSeq and is a predicted model, not a curated record. NCBI's taxonomy places the organism in Eukaryota, Viridiplantae, Streptophyta, Magnoliopsida, Lamiales, Acanthaceae.